AACCAGGACUCAGUCCUCCUCCUUAAUGAUCUGACUUCUCCUGAUCUUCUCCCAGGACUCAGUCCACCACCUUCCUCCUCAAUGAUCUGAAUUCUCCUCGAUCUUCUCCCAGGACUCAGUCCACCACCUUCCUCCUAGAUCUUCUCCCAGGACUCAGUCCACCACCUUCCUCCUCAAUGAUCUGAAUUCUCCUCGAUCUUCUCCCAGGACUCAGUCCACCACCUUCCUCCUAGAUCUUCUCCCAGGACUCAGUCCACCACCUUCCUCCUCAAUGAUCUGAAUUCUCCUCGAUCUUCUCCCAGGACUCAGUCCACCACCUUCCUCCUCAAUGAUCUGAAUUCUCCUCGAUCUUCUCCCAGGACUCAAUCCACCACCUUCCUAGAUGAUCUGAUCUUCUCCCAGUCCACAUGAUCUGACUUUUUUUUUUUUUUUUAUCCAGGAUAGACUCUCACUUUUUUAGGGGGGGUUGUUCUUUUCAUCACUUUUGCUGACCUUCUUCAUGACACAUCGAGGCAUUUUCUCAUAAAGGAAAAGAGAGAGAGAGAGAGAGGAGAAAAGGACAAAAGAGAGAAGAGUGUGCCACCUCUGGAUCUUCGGAGCUGAAUGGCUCUCCUGCCCUGGAUUUGGCCCCCGGACACUUACAAUCUCUGAUUUGUUGUCUUUGCAUCCUCCUCUCCCCUCCACCACCCCGUCAGGGGGUCAGGAGAAGCUGAGGCACAUUGGUCCUGCCCCUGGCCGUCCUAUAUGGGAGAUCGGGGCUGACAAGCCCUGUCUGAUCAGACUGCUGCUCCCUCCUCCAGCCGGCACACAGGGAGAGAAGAGGAGAAGAGAGGAGAGGAGAGAGGGGGGAGAAGAGAGAGCCGCCAUCGGCACACAGACACACACACAUCGGCCACAUUUCAUUUCUUCCCUCUUUUUUAGGAAGCAAGGGGGGGAAAUCCCUGCAAAGCCCAUCCAAGGAAACGGCUCCCAUCAGCGGCAACCACGGCAGAGACGGCCAGCUUCUUCUUCUCCUCCUCCAAGACCAAGCCCCCCCACGCCUCGCUCUCCAGCACUUUUUGGGCCCGAGAUAUGGCAAUGGUAGUUAGCAGCUGGAGAGAUCCGCAGGAGGACGUGGCCGGCGGAGGCCCUAACCCGGCCAGGGAGCAGCAGCAAGCUCCCUCCGCCGCCCCGCACACGCCGCAGACCCCCAGCCAGCCGGGACCCCCAUCUACUCCCGGGGCGGCGGGGGAGAAGGGUCAGCCAGGUUCAGGCCAGAGUCAGCAACACAUCGAGUGCGUGGUGUGCGGGGACAAGUCCAGCGGCAAGCACUACGGUCAGUUCACCUGCGAAGGCUGCAAAAGUUUCUUCAAGAGAAGCGUCCGCAGGAACUUAACCUACACAUGUCGUGCCAAUAGGAACUGUCCCAUAGACCAACACCACCGCAACCAGUGCCAGUACUGCCGGCUCAAGAAGUGCCUGAAAGUGGGCAUGAGGAGGGAAGCGGUUCAGCGAGGACGAAUGCCUCCAACACAACCGAACCCAGGCCAAUAUGCCCUGACGAAUGGUGACCCCCUGAACGGCCAUUGCUAUCUGUCGGGAUACAUCUCUCUCCUUCUUCGGGCAGAGCCCUACCCCACCUCCCGCUAUGGCAGCCAGUGCAUGCAACCCAACAACAUCAUGGGCAUUGAGAACAUCUGCGAGCUGGCGGCCCGGUUACUAUUCAGUGCUGUGGAAUGGGCCAGGAAUAUUCCUUUUUUCCCCGACCUUCAGAUCACUGACCAGGUGUCUCUUCUCCGGCUGACUUGGAGUGAGCUGUUUGUCCUCAAUGCAGCCCAAUGCUCCAUGCCUCUUCAUGUAGCCCCUCUACUGGCCGCCGCUGGCCUCCAUGCCUCUCCAAUGUCGGCCGACCGAGUGGUGGCCUUUAUGGACCACAUCCGUAUCUUUCAGGAGCAGGUGGAGAAGCUCAAGGCCUUGCACGUAGACUCUGCAGAAUACAGCUGCCUCAAAGCCAUCGUCCUGUUCACAUCAGACGCCUGUGGCCUUUCAGAUGCUGCUCAUAUUGAGAGUCUACAGGAAAAGUCCCAAUGCGCCCUGGAGGAGUAUGUCAGGAGCCAGUACCCCAACCAACCGAGCAGGUUCGGCAAACUUCUUCUGAGACUGCCUUCCCUGCGUACUGUAUCUUCCUCAGUCAUUGAACAGCUCUUCUUCGUCCGUUUGGUAGGUAAAACCCCUAUAGAGACACUCAUCAGAGAUAUGUUAUUAUCUGGAAGUAGCUUCAACUGGCCUUAUAUGUCCAUCCAGUGUUCCUAGAGAACAGCCAGAGAGACAAUCCCUGCGACAGAACUCUGUGCGAACGACCAUGGUGUGGAUGUAGACACAAUGCAGACAAAAAAACUCCUUAGGAUGUGAACAAUAAUGAACUGCGAGUGUUUUUGGGGAACACACACACACAAAAAAAAGGACCAAGGGGAUCUAUGAUUAAAAUAUGCAGACAAGAACCCUAAUGGAUAUGCUGUGGACUGAGAUGGAUUUAUUAUGUACAGGCGACAAAAAAAAAAAAAUGACAGACUUGUGAUAAAUCCUGUGUGUAGUUACACAUGCACAUAAGCACCACGAACAUUUGUUGUUGAUUUUGUAAUAUACUAGUCUUUAUUUUCAUUUUUUUUUUUUUGUAAAAUUGAAAACAUUGUAUGCGCAUAAAGAAAGCAAGGCAUAAAAAAAAUUAGGGGGAAAACAAUUCAAAAUAAUUAUAAAAAAAACAACAAAAAAAACAACAAAAAACUCGUCCUGUGUCUAUGUAUCUAUAUCUGUUUUGUAUUUUUUUCUGGUUCUAAACCAGGGUUCCUGUAAUUCUCUACUAAUCAUUUUUUGAUAUAACCCUUUGCUUCUUAUAAUGAGUGCGAUAUAUGUUGUCCAAGCUUAUGUUCUUCAAGAAUUAAAAUUGAAGUGAGAAUUUAAAACAAAAAUAAAAGACUUUAGCAAAA
Molecule: messenger RNA, 2966 nt
Organism: Rana temporaria (common frog)
Lineage: Eukaryota; Metazoa; Chordata; Amphibia; Anura; Ranidae
Gene: NR2F1
Product: nuclear receptor subfamily 2 group F member 1
Exons: 3
Coding region: 1072-2292 (406 amino acids)
Biological process (GO): anatomical structure development; positive regulation of transcription by RNA polymerase II; cell differentiation
Molecular function (GO): zinc ion binding; nuclear receptor activity; RNA polymerase II cis-regulatory region sequence-specific DNA binding
Source: RefSeq, a predicted model, not a curated record